GCCAUGGAGGGGAACACGCACCUGCUGCAGGUCAUCCGCAAGAUGCGCUCCCAGAUCAACAAGCUGGAGAGGGAGAACAGGGCCCUGAGGGGAGAGCUGCAGGGCUGCGGGCAGGGAGCGGAGCCGGCAGCAGGAGCAGGGGGCGGCGGGGCGAGGAGCCUGGCCUGUGAUGGGGAGGGACCGGCCCCGGCAUCUCCUGCAUCCUCAGCAUCUCCCGCAUCCUCAGCAUCCCUGCAGGGACGCGCCGCGCCCGCCGCAGCGCCGAGGGAGCCGCCAGAUACUGCCAUGACUGUGAGACGCUACCCCACCAUCUCCCCAGCUCCUGCUCCUUCCAGCACCAGGUUCCCCUGGGCUGGCAGGAAGGCUCCAAGCAAUGGGCUCCUGGAGGUGCCAGGCAGUGCCCAGCCAGCAGCUCCUCCUGCUGCAGCACAGCUCAGCAGGGAACAGGAGAAAGGGCUUGAAAAGUCACCAGCCCGUUGUCUCUGCUACAGCCACUCCAGCAACGUGAAGCUGUUCCAGGAGCACGUCUAUAAGUGCCAGAGUAAAGUGAAGGCUGUGAGUUUCCUCUUACCAAUGGAUAUGUCAUCAUUUGCUCAAAAGCAAGGUGCUCUCAGAAGCCCACAAAAUUAAAGCACGAAACAUCUAAUGACCAUCUCUGAAAAGGAUAUGUGAGCUGGUGAAUUUUUAAAAGCCCAUUGACUCCUGAGAUAAAUUGGCCUUAAAUGAUAGCUGUGUGUCAGGUUCCUCUCCUGCAAAACGUUUUGGCAGGAUGCCCACAGAGCAUCACCCAGCCGUGUUUGGGUCACUGGCCUGAUGUUCAGCAGGGAAAUGGAAACCACAACAAAGCCAGCUGGAAUCCCAGACACUGUGAUGGAACCACACAAAGCAAAGGUGCCUCUGCAAAGUGCAGUGUGUCUCAAGGACCCUUACCUCAGGACUGAUGUGAACAGGGUGUUGGAGCUGGGCUUGGGGUGUCUGUCACAAAAAGCAGGAACUGUGUCACCACUUGUGUUUGCUGAUUCCCUUGACAGAAAGGUGCCUGGUGCAAGUAACAAAAUAAGAACUACCCAAGAGCCUGUGAGGUUUUCUCUGUAGGUAAAACUUUCAAGCUUCACUAAUACAGCAAAAUUAAGAAGAUAUUACUGAGUGGGUUACUGUUGCCCUGAAUUUCUGCAAAGCUUGGCAAUGAGUUUAUGUCCAUUUGAGGUUCACUUCCAAGAGAGCACAGAGGAGAGUAAGUACUUAUUGGUGUGAAAAUAUGACUACAAAUCUGCUUCUCACUUGGUGUGCUCAUCCAGCUGGAGACUAAAGGCUGGACACCAAGUCAAAACAGGAAGAAUUGUGAAUAUCAGAAUUUUUUAGGAUGGCUUCUCAGCACAGCUCAGACCAAAAAUCAUGAGCAGAAAUUCAGCAGGCAAGUACAACAUCACUGUGAGAUAGAACUACAGACAGCUUGCAAAAAAUGAGCAGUGCUUGUUAGUCUAAUCAUAUAAGUGAAGAUAAUGUUCCAUGUGUUUAUUUUGAUUAGAACUAUUUAUGGAAUCAAAAUACUGCACACUGCUAUUUCUGUACAGGAAGCACAGAUGAUUGAAUAUUGUAGAGCGAAUACAUGAAUAGUAGAUGUUUGUACAGAUAACUUUAAGGAAGGUUUUAAUCUCAUUGUCUACUCUUAAAGUCUUGAGUUUUCUAAAGGUGCAAGCAGAGACUUAGUAGAAAAAAAUCCCCUCUGGAUUUUCCACGAUGUUGUAUACGUCUAUGAAAUUGUGUGCUUCUUUUUUCAUUUUGAAUUCCACCAUAAUUUUUUUAUAUUCAAGUGUAGUUUUAAUAUAUUCUCACCAUUGAAGUAAUAAUCUCAAUUUCACUCAAUUGUUAUUUUAUUUGUGUGUUUUUAUGGAUCCAUACAGAGUUGUAUUGUAAUGUCAGUAGUAAUUAAUUAAUGCAAAGGAGGUUCCAGUUUGGAAAGUUUACUAGCAGCCCAUUUAGAAGGCUUUACAGGGAAGUGCUUUGUAAAUGUUCUAAGGAAAGCAUAA
Molecule: messenger RNA, 2030 nt
Organism: Catharus ustulatus (Swainson's thrush)
Lineage: Eukaryota; Metazoa; Chordata; Aves; Passeriformes; Turdidae
Product: putative coiled-coil domain-containing protein 195
Exons: 3
Coding region: 4-630 (208 amino acids)
Source: RefSeq, a predicted model, not a curated record